Amoebophrya sp. A25 is the source of this 5508-nucleotide messenger RNA. Lineage: Eukaryota; Dinophyceae; Syndiniales; Amoebophryaceae. The record is from the annotation of a GenBank genome assembly.
AGAGACGAGCGCAACAGAAUAAGAAGGUGGAGAGAGCCACCAAGGCACUAAGCUACUGAAUAGGAUGCUGAAAGGUAUAGGCAUAGCCUAAAGACAUGGCCGGCGUUGACUAUCCCCAACGCUUUCCGGACAAUGAUAUAAUUGCAAGGAAUAACAUCCCCGCUAGAAUAUUAAGCCUUGCCGAAUUUGCUAAGUGUGCGAGUACGCCGCAGGAGCUUGGGACCACAGAGGUGAUCCCUCUGCUUAAGUAGCUAGAAUUUAUAGAAAAUUUUCGUGCACGAUUAACUGCCCCGAUUUUUUUUGAAUUUUUAGAAUAAGGUGCUUAUUGAUUUUUAGGGAACAUAAAGUUUGGAUUGGUAAUAUUAUAGUGCUUGUUAGACUCAAAGUGGGACUUUGUUACAGUCAAGACCUAUGCUAUACUAGAUCCGGAGACUCGUUGCAGGCGUAGCACGUUUGAAAACAACUCGACCCUGAUAGAAUUUAAAACAUUUGCAUUCUGCAUGAAACAGCGCACAUCGUUCACUUUUAAGAAACACUGCAUGCUAGAUCCAUAAAAUCGAACGAUCAGAUCAAUACGCGCGUAAGAGUAAGACCCUCUAGAAUCUUAAAAGCCGCACUAGUGUUCUACUUCCCCCGAGAUCGUUCAAGAUAUUUUUCGCUCAAGAUAGUCAACCAAGGGCUAAAUCGUUUUGCUUUCUUGUUAGUUUUGCCUACUUGUUUUAUUUAGCGCAUUCGAUCUGUUUGCAGUCUAACCCAAUAAUAUCUUGGUGCAUUUACUGGCUGUUUUAACGUCCUCGUUAAUUGUUUGAUAAAGUUCGUCUGCUAUUUGCCCUUUCUUAGACUCAGAAGUAUUACACCACUGACAGUUAUAAAGCCGCACUAGUGUUCUACUUCCCCCGAGAUACUUCAACUUUUUGAAGCUCAAGAUAGUAGUUGUUCUUAGUUGAUUUGUGUCCCCGCCGAGCAAGCAGCAAGUAGUAUCCUUGAGUUUGCGUCGAAAAUAGGUCAUUUUUUAGCACAGUAACUGCAGCAAGCUGUCGAUCCAUCCGAAACAUUUUCGAUCAGACCAGUCAACUUUUUCCAGUAUCCUCGGGGUAGUUAGAAAGUUGUCAGUUGGUUAAAGUAAGUAGGCGGCAGAGGGCGUUUGAAAUACUGAACUGUACGCACGGAUCUAAAAUUAGCGAUCAGUAAAGAAUUCAAAAUUGAGGAUCUUCGACGGAUCAAGUUUUUGGUUGGUCACCGGAACGACCAGCAGCACAGUAGAGUAAACGUCUUCAACAUCAGCAACAUCAUCACUAAGCUCAUCAAUUGAGUCAAGACGCUCACUACAACAACAACAACAACAGCCAAGUGAUUCAUUUACUCGAUCAACCGCAGGCUUCUCGAGUACCAUUGGGGUGCAUCACUAUCAUCGCUAUACUAGUCGAAUUGAUUCGCUUGAUGUCGUGUUGCGCAAUAUUAUAAAACAACUAUAAUUUUUUCAAGCACUGUUCUCUCCGCUUCAACUCAUUUCAAGCACAGCUGUUCUCUCCGCUUCAAAGCUUAUUAUACUAGAAGAGCUAACAACAACUACGAUGUUCGGACUAUCUGGAGGAUCUCAAUCUCGUAGCACAGGGGCGCUGCUCUUUGUGGCCGUCCUCGGAUUGGGCUGUGUGCCUACUUCUACCAUCGCCGUCAAGCUCAAGAAAGCGGGCAACCCCCCGAACCCGGUGGGCUUUUUAGAGGCGCGAGAUGAUGGAGGAGGAGCGCCAGCAGCAGGUGCUCCUUUGGAAGAUGAUUUGGAAACGGGGGGAGGUCCACACCCACCUGAGGCUGCGCCUGAGCCUGAAGGCGCAAACCCUGCUGGAGGCGCAGGUGAUGAAGGCGCAGCUCAAACUCCAACUGCCUCACCAGCUCAAGAAGCCGAACGCCGUGCUACCUGCUGCUCUCGUUGGAAGAAGAACCUCUGCAAAGUUCUUCUAGGAGUUUCAGCGAUACAGGUCUUGACCCCUAUUGCAUGGGAAUUUGGAAAUCCUUUUUUGCAGCAUCGUCGGGCGAUCGAACCCUUGGAUCCCGCUACCGAUGUGCAACACACUGGCAUUGAUCAAGGCUGCCCCGUUGGUACCUGUCGCUUUUAUCCUGGAGACCUUUCCGGAAACAGUGACGAGGCAACUUUCGUUAAACAGGAAGCGCAAGAAGGAAGUUCUAUUUACUUUACGAGUGUACUAGGAAAUGCAUCUCCAAAGAGAUCACCAUCUGGAGGAAGAAAAUAGGAAGACUUAGGUAUAAUCCAGAAGAUGAUCUCUGACAAGAUGAUCUCUCUCUCUCUCUCUUGCACUGAACUUUGUGCGACUCGCUCGCACUACAAAAAAAAAAGCGAGAUUAAUUGUAUUGUAUUUGAUGGCAUUGCAUUGUUCCACCCUAGUAUACAUCAUUAUAGUGCCUCCUCUAAUUACUGUCUGAGGCGCGAGUUUAAUCUUCCUUGUGAGGAAAUCGCUAGAAAUGGAGCCGAUCUGCGCAAUCCUGCGUUGCUUUGUCUGGCAGACGAAAGACAAUGUGGCCGAUUUGUGCCUGAGGUGAAUCAGAGCGACGUGAAGAAGUUUCUUUCGGAAAUUGACGGCAUGUCGUAUGACGCUAUGAGUUCCCAUGCAUCCGAGCAGGAAAUGUGUAUGAACCUGCGACCAGACAGAACAACCAGGAGUUCAAAAAGCAACGGAGGAGGUACUUCCUCCGCUGGAGACGAGGGUAGUUCUUCUUCUUCGGCAAGAACAUUAGCUGCUCAAGAAAUUGGAAGUCCACAAUUUCAAAAGUGUGUCGUGCAGCUCCAUGUCGAUGUUGCUCUCGGUGACGCAGAGUCCGCAACGCUCUUCUACCCGUCGGCACCUCCAGCGGGAGCUGCGUGCGAAAGGGGAGCAUUCGUUGACUGCAAUAUCAAAGUGCUACAGGUGCGCAACAUUCAGCGGGAGAUGCUUCGCGUUAUGGAUUCAAGGAAUCACAGGUACGAUGGUAGUUCAUCAGUUGCGAUGAUCGCUCCUCCGAAAAGAAACGAAUUCGACAACGAUCAGCAGAGUCCUUUCGCUUGGCGAGGGUAUCCGCGGAUGUGGCCAGAAGGGCUUUCGAGCAUCUACAAGGAAGCGUUUCUCAACUUAGGUGGGCCCAACAAUCUUUUGCCUUGGAGAACAUUGAAAGGCGAUUACAACUCUCACCUCGUGCAGGAGGGCACCUGGGUUUACCGAGGUAUUCUGAUCCGCAAUCUUCCAGGCCCAAAAGGUAUCACGGCCCCUGCCAUGGACGUUGCGAAUGUUGAAGCGUAUCUGCGAGCACACUACCCAGUGUCCUCGUACUUGGUUUGGGAAAGACCGAGACAUACGACUUCUCUCGCAGGAGUUGCCAUCUGUUACAUGUUGAACAGACCUCCGAGUGCAGCAUCUUGGAAAGCGCCCGAUAUGCUCGAUAACAUUAUACCGAAGGAGUUUUGCAGUGCGGCCCCGUUCAACUGGGCCGAUGCGUACGACCCUCCAAAACGAGAUACCGAUCUACCGCUGAUGUACAACAUCGAAAUUCCGGAAGGCCUCACGGAACGGGAACAACAACGCGUAGCUAAAAAGGGAGGCGGCUUUUUGCAUUGGUUGAAGACAGGCUGGCUUUGGUUAUGGUUAAGUACUUAAUAAAUUGAAUUAAUCAACAAGAAAUGGUGAUGAUCCAUCCUGCUCAUGGUCUGCUCACUUUAUAAGUGCUUUCUUACUUAUGCUGUCGAAAAAGGCCCAACGCAAGACCAGAACAGGAAAAUACUCACCUUGCACACAUCUUGCCUCAUUCGCUCGUGCCUUCAUUCUCGUCCUCGUUAAUUAAAUCCACUCAUGUAUUGCACAGCGACAGCUUAGUAGUUUGCCUUUGCCAAGGGAUAAUAAUCUCUUGUGCCUUACCCCUGCACUACCCAUGACAAGGUGUCCCCCACACUCCAAACAAUACCUCGCGAGCAGGUCUAAAUGAAUGAAUUAAUUAAUUACUGGUGGUGCAGCAACCUAACCUGUACGGUUCUGGUAUUUGGUAACCUGAAUUUGAUCACAAGGAUAUCCUUCGUGUUUUCCUUAUGAUUGAAAUCAGGUUACCAAAUACCAGAGCCAUUCAUAACCUAGAAUGCCUUAAUUGCGGUGUGCCUAAUGUCCACAACCUAACGACAAGUUAGUAGGAGUUUGCCAGGAAAAUAAUCUUAAUCUCUUGUUGUGCCUUAUAACUAUAUUUAGACUGAUGCAGGAGCUGCAUCAAUCUUGCAGUUGCAUCUCACAGUUUUAAUUACCCCGCGAAUGGGUAAACUACUACUACUUCUAAUAUCCGCUGGCUAUGAGCACCAAGUCCUAACGUCGCCUGGGAGCUUGUUCAAAAUCAAGAAGGUAGAGCUGGGUCGCACUAAAGUUUGGGACUACUUUGGAAAAGGAGAAGUGGCCAAAGCGGCCGCAAGCAAAGAAGCAGAAGGGACGAAGGUGGAAGAGGCGGGCGACUUUCAUGCAAUUGUGACUUUGGAGCUCGUGCGGUAUGGAGACGCGCCAGAAGACUGGACCAAAGCGGUGGAACCUUCUAGAAAGGUCGUAGAAGAGGAGGCGGAUGCUCUUCAUGAGGAACAUCUUCGACAACCACAGGGCCAUGAGGGUCGUGAGGCGACCGUGAUCGGAUGAAGAGCAAUGUUAAAGACGAAAGAACCUGGUUCGAGCAUGUCCAGGAGAAGGUUCUGCAACUAUAAUUAGAUCCUAAGAAGCGUACGACCGUAAUUCAUCCUAAGAAGCAUCUUUGAUGCCUGCCUUGCCCUUUACUUACUAAGGGGGAAAAGCGUCAAAGAUGCCAUCUUUCAAGAUGAAUAUUUGUAAGGUCUAAUUAGAGCUCCAGCUCCCACGACCGUGGAGGUGGACGUACUCUUGCACAGCUUCCAGUCGACGUCGGGCUGUUCUGAAAACCUGUCGAACAGGUAAGAAAAAGUGCUCUAUUACUUCACGAGUUGCAUUCGUGACCUAAAGUCGCUUUUAGUGUUGCGUUCCGCUGGUCGGGGGUCCGUGGUGUCUUGCUUGAAGAAGGAAGUCUGCAAAAAUUAAGAUCGGCGUUGGAAGGGCCAAGAAGAUGACGCUGAUCCAAGCAUGAUGGUGCAAGGACGAUGAUGGUCGUUGUUUUCAGAUGAUGUUGAUUAGGAUUUUAGAUUGCUGUUGUUGUCCUCUUGGGUUUUCCUUGGGUUACUUAGUACUAAGCACCUAGGAUAAAAAUAGUAAAUCUUCCAAUACAUCAAUGACCUCUUGCCAGGCACAUCAAUCAAUCAGUCAAGCAAUCAGUCAUCCAUAGAAGGCCAACCAAUCGCGCGGCGUCCUCACAUAUAGCGGAAAAAAUUCCUCGCGUCCCUUGAGUCGGAGCCGCUUUUUCACUCUGACUCCAAAAACCUUUCGCUUUUGUCACCUUUCCAGCAUCCACAUCCCCACCGAAAACAUGUAGGAAAAGUUGAUAAAAGUUAGGGAUGGUUUUAUGAACACUGAAGAAUCGUUCCUG